UCCUGUGUCUCCUCUUUUCGACCUUCGCAGACAUCAUGGAGGAGUACACUCGGGAGCCCUGUCCUUGGAGGAUUGUGGACGACUGUGGUGGUGCCUUUACCAUGGGCAUCAUUGGAGGAGGCAUUUUUCAGGCCAUCAAAGGAUUCAGGAACUCUCCUCAGGGUGUUAAGCACCGUAUGAAGGGCAGUUUUAUUUCUAUACGAACCCGGGCCCCACAGCUUGGAGGUAGUUUUGCAGUAUGGGGCGGUUUAUUCUCUAUGAUAGAUUGCAGUAUGGUUAAAAUGCGGGGAAAGGAAGAUCCCUGGAAUUCUAUCACUAGUGGAGCGAUGACCGGGGCGAUUUUGGCAGCCAGAAAUGGUCCUGUUGCCAUGGUGGGCUCUGCUGCAAUGGGUGGAAUACUUUUAGCCUUGAUAGAAGGAGCAGGAAUCCUACUCACACGAUUUGCCUCUUCACAGUUUGUAAAUGGUCCACCAAUACCAGAGGACUCAACCCAGCUAAGCCCAGCAUCCCCCUUUGGAAGUUACCAGCAAUACCAGUGAAUGACUGAUAUCAAAGACUUGAAACGCAGACUCUGGAUCAAUUACCAUCAUGCCCUGUGCACAUUUGGAUCCUUUGGCUACUACUAAGUUAUGGUUGUGACUAUGAAUGCAUGGACUACGAAGGGACUCAAACAAGUUCUAUAUAAGUUAUAUAGUUAGGCUCAUCCAAUGAGGGCUACAAAAUGAUAUGAAGGUAUUAGUUCUCCAUUCACAGGUUUCGCCCACGAAUAUUUCAAGUAUGGGUAUAAAUAAUGCAUACUUGUUUUUAUGUUGACCCUAGCAAACAUAUACAAUCAAACGUUCUUUAAGCCUAAAUUCGGCAUUUAUUCUUCUCGAGACGUAAAACUGAAAAAGCUCAGCAGUUUUAAACUAUUGUUGCAAGAGAAUCUGGCAUUUCUGUACACUAUAGGUCGGUAUCAUUUAUAUUUUGUAUCCAAUGGAUAUUGUGCUGUACACAGUUUGCCGCAUGUUUCAGAUUGACAUGGCUAUGUUCCAAUACUAAAGUACCAUGUUGGUGUUUCAAAGUU
This is a messenger RNA of Bufo gargarizans (Asiatic toad), 1066 nucleotides long. RefSeq names its product translocase of inner mitochondrial membrane 17A (gene TIMM17A). Gene Ontology annotation, biological process: protein import into mitochondrial matrix. NCBI's taxonomy places the organism in Eukaryota, Metazoa, Chordata, Amphibia, Anura, Bufonidae. Gene Ontology annotation, molecular function: transmembrane protein transporter activity. The coding region runs from base 36 to 539 and encodes 167 amino acids. The transcript is spliced from 6 exons. The record is from RefSeq and is a predicted model, not a curated record. Gene Ontology annotation, cellular component: TIM23 mitochondrial import inner membrane translocase complex; mitochondrial inner membrane.